GACUCGGCGGACGGUGGAUGCCACAUCAUUCUACCUGACAACCGCGUGGUGGCGGUGGAAAGUCAGCUCAGUCGGCGUUUGGUGGAUGAGUUGUUGGGCAAUGCACCCAAGCUGCAGUUGAUGGUGCCACCAGAGCGGGCCAAAAGCAAGGGCGAUGAGGUCUAUCUGGGCGAGUCCCAGAAAUCUCCACGGAAGAUGCGGAAUCCCUGGUACUUGCCGCCCAAAGUCUGGUACAGUGGAGAGAUGGGCAAGGACCCCAAUGAGGACUUGGGCUUGGGCUUUCCCUACGACACCUACCUGGGGGAAGUUCGGCCUAAACGAGCGCAGGAGGAGGAGCCGCCCACUUUUGAGAAGGACAUUUCGGCCUUUCUGGAAACGACCAAGAAGCAUUUCCAGGCUCGCUGA
Molecule: messenger RNA, 405 nt
Organism: Durusdinium trenchii
Lineage: Eukaryota; Dinophyceae; Suessiales; Symbiodiniaceae
Source: the annotation of a GenBank genome assembly